Molecule: messenger RNA, 1035 nt
Organism: Ostreococcus lucimarinus CCE9901
Lineage: Eukaryota; Viridiplantae; Chlorophyta; Mamiellophyceae; Mamiellales; Bathycoccaceae
Exons: 1
Coding region: 1-1035 (344 amino acids)
Molecular function (GO): protein binding
Source: RefSeq, a predicted model, not a curated record
AUGGCGUCCGUCGCCCCGCGCGCGCGCGCGUCGACCGCCUCGCGCGCGCGCGCGCGCGUCGCGUCGUCCGCGUCGGCGUCGUCGACCGCGCGUCGGCGCGCGUCGCGCUCGAAACACGGCGACGCGCGCGGCGUCGACGUCAACCGACGCGCGGUCGCGGUCGCGCUCGCGGUCGCGCUCGCGACGCGCGCGGCGCCGCGCGCGCGCGCGACGGCGACGACGACGACGGAUGAAUUCAACGCGCUCGAGCGACGGGCGAAGCGGGCGUACUACGCGCGCGAUUUGAAGCGGGCGCGCGAGGACUUGACAGCCAUCAUCGCGAUGGAGCCCGAGACGCCCGAGUGGCGCGAGCGCCGCGCGCAGGUGCUCGUCGACAUGAAAUUGUUCGAAGAAGCCAUCGCGGAUUACGACGAGGCGGAGCGAAUGUAUCGAGCGAUGUACGACGACGCGACGACGACGUACAAGUCGCUCGGGAUGCUGAGUAAUCGCGCGUUGGCGUACGAAGGGUUGAGUCGCUGGGACGCGGCGAUCGCGGAUUACUCGGAGGCGUUGAAGUACUCGUCGAUGAUGGGAGCGACGCCGCCGUACGUGCUGAAUUCGCGUGGGAAUUGUUAUAACUCGAUCGGGGAGUACGAGAAGGCGCUGGAUGAUUACUCGCGCGCGGCGGGCAUUUUUCAGCAGUCUCGAAAUCUUAGCGGAGCGAUCUACGCGCAGAGCAACGCGGCGUUGAUGCUCGCCGAACUCGGCCGAAUCGACGAGGCGAUAGAGGACAUGGAAAAGGUUAAAAGACGAGCCGCCGGGAGCGUUGACAUGCGCGCCGCGCUCGCGGCUCUCUAUUGGUCGCGAGGGGAGGAGCAGCGCGCGGAGGAUAAUUGGAAUUGGAGCUGCACGGCGAUCAACAGUGGCCAAAUGGUCGAAGGUGGUCCAGUGCUCGACGGCUGCGAGCUUUAUCGCGAUUACGAUUGGCUCGGUCGCAUUCGACGUUGGCCCCCGUCAAUGGUGCAAAAGUUUAAAAGAUUCAUUGAGUUGAGUUGA